Wasmannia auropunctata (little fire ant) is the source of this 1345-nucleotide messenger RNA. It is a transcript of the gene prtp, whose product is annotated as thioredoxin domain-containing protein 5. Gene Ontology annotation, biological process: protein folding. The record is from RefSeq and is a predicted model, not a curated record. The transcript has 5 exons. The coding region runs from base 21 to 1190 and encodes 389 amino acids. NCBI's taxonomy places the organism in Eukaryota, Metazoa, Arthropoda, Insecta, Hymenoptera, Formicidae. Gene Ontology annotation, molecular function: protein disulfide isomerase activity. Gene Ontology annotation, cellular component: endoplasmic reticulum.
AACAACUACUACCUUUCGCGAUGGCGAGUCUCAAUGUAUUUAAAUGUGUUCUGCUGCUUCUGUUCGUGCUAAGUCAGACGGGUCACGGCUAUAACGAGGAUGUGCUUCAGUAUACCCACGACAACUUUUCUGCGGAAGUUGGCAAGAAAAAUCACUUCGUCAUGUUUUACGCGCCAUGGUGCGGUCAUUGCCAAAGACUUGGUCCCACGUGGGAACAGUUGGCGAUCGUCAUGGAGAUCUCAACUGAGGAGGACAAUAUAAGAAUCGCCAAGGUGGACUGUACGACUGAGAGCGUUUUAUGCAGCGAGCAAGAUGUUACUGGCUAUCCUACGUUGAAGUUUUACAAGGCUGGAGAAACCAAAGGCAUCAAGUUUCGAGGCACUCGAGAUUUACCUACAUUGACUUCUUUUAUUCAUGAUCAGCUAGGUAGUUCUGUGGUUGAAGACGUCGUGCCGUCUCCUCCGGAAGCGGUGAAUGGAUUAUUGGAACUAACGGAAGAUACGUUUGAGAAGCAUGUAUCUUCCGGACAUCAUUUUGUUAAGUUUUACGCUCCCUGGUGCGGUCACUGCCAGAAAUUAGCUCCAACAUGGGAUGAAUUAGCCAAUAGUCUUCGCAACGAUGACGCAGUCAGUAUUUCUAAGAUAGAUUGCACACAGCAUCGCAGCAUCUGUGGCCAAUUUGAUAUUAAGGGAUAUCCUACGCUGUUGUGGAUUGAAGACGGAAAAAAGAUAGAUAAAUAUACCGGCCAGCGUACUCACGAAGAGCUGAAAGCGUAUGUGUCGAUGAUGCUGGGUAAAAAUGCCGACGAGUCGAGCCGGAAGAGCGACAAUACUGACGGAGCACCGAAUGCUAUAUUGAGCCUAACGGCCGAUAGUUUUAAGCAAGGUAUUGAGAAGGGUCUUUCAUUUGUCAAGUUCUUUGCACCCUGGUGCGGACACUGCAAACGCUUGGCCCCUACAUGGGAGGAACUCGGCAAGAAGUUCUUCGGCAAUGACAACGUGAACAUUAUCAAAGUUGAUUGUACACUCGACGUAAGCAAGCAAUUGUGCAAUGAACAGGAGGUGGACGGUUUUCCGACAUUGUACUUAUAUCGUAACGGACGUAAGGUUUCCGAGUACAAUGGCUCGCGUAAUCUCGACGAUCUGUACGACUUCGUGAUGAAUCACUUGAAAACGCACGACGAAUUGUAAUCUCGUAUGUUGGAUAAAGCGCCGAGAUAGGUCUCGUAAUAUAUUCCCAAUAGUACUUCGAAUAAUCGAAUUAAGUUAGGACGCAUGACGUAUCGAUUUUUCAUUGUCAAGUGGAAGCAGAAGCGGUAAGUUUUUCAUUUUUAUACACUAUACAU